Molecule: messenger RNA, 649 nt
Organism: Anoplophora glabripennis (Asian longhorned beetle)
Lineage: Eukaryota; Metazoa; Arthropoda; Insecta; Coleoptera; Cerambycidae
Product: glucosidase 2 subunit beta
Exons: 2
Coding region: 130-636 (168 amino acids)
Biological process (GO): N-glycan processing
Cellular component (GO): glucosidase II complex
Molecular function (GO): protein binding
Source: RefSeq, a predicted model, not a curated record
UCAAAUAUUACCAUUAACUUUUGAUUAUUUCUUUACAUUUUGUAGUAAUAAUGUACAUGUUAAACUAUAAAGAUAAAGUUGUUUUUGUGCGAAUGUGUCUAGAGUAGGAUUAUGUUGUAAUUCAAUGAAAUGUUUCUAAAGAAAUGUCUCUUAUUUAAGAGGAGGAAAAUUUCUUUCUUCAUAAUUCCACUACUACUUAUUUCCCUGAUAUUUAUUGUAUAUCAAAUUGUUAUAUUUGUUCAAAUCAGCAACGAAAACACUAAACCUAACCUAAUUCGGGGAAUUCACGAACAAGAAAGUAGAUUUUAUAUACCUAAUAAUGAAAAUAAAUUUAAUUGUAUUAGAAGCUUGGAAGUAAUAGAAUUUCAAAAAGUCAAUGACGACUACUGUGAUUGUUUGGAUGGCUCCGACGAGCCUGGAACGAGUGCUUGUCCAAACGGUCUGUUCUUCUGUGCAAAUCAGGUCGACGUUAAGAAUUUUAGAAAGGCAGUUCAUUCUUCUAAAGUGAAUGAUGGUAUAUGUGACUGUUGUGAUGGUUCCGAUGAAUGGGACAAUAAUCGAGUAUUAAAUAAUUUAGACGUUAUUUCUCAAAGAAAGGCUGCUCGUUUUCAAGUUCCAUGUCCAAAGAUGUGUUAGACUAUUGCUGGAG